Messenger RNA from Emys orbicularis (European pond turtle), 1191 nucleotides. RefSeq names its product V-set and immunoglobulin domain-containing protein 4-like. The coding region runs from base 1 to 1191 and encodes 396 amino acids. Gene Ontology annotation, biological process: negative regulation of complement activation, alternative pathway; negative regulation of T cell proliferation; negative regulation of interleukin-2 production. The transcript has 8 exons. The record is from RefSeq and is a predicted model, not a curated record. Gene Ontology annotation, molecular function: complement component C3b binding. NCBI's taxonomy places the organism in Eukaryota, Metazoa, Chordata, Testudines, Emydidae.
AUGGAAAAGUUAAUGUGGUUAGUGGCACUUGUGAAUUCCUUCAUCUUCUGCAAUGCCAUCCUGGAACUGACUGGCACCCACGACAUUGAAGGGACAUGGAAGAGUUCCAUCACCUUGCCAUGUGUCUAUGUGCCUUCCCAGGACUUUGUGCAGCAAACAGUCAUUUGGACCCUGGACCGAGAUCAAAACCUUGCUACCGUCUUUCGAAGGGAUAGCUCUGGUGAUCACAUCAUGUUGUCACUGUACAGAGAUAGGGUCAGCGUCCCAAAAUACAGGCCAGGGGAUGUCUCUCUUGAAAUUGAGAAGCUUGAAAUAACAGACCGUGGACACUACACUUGCAAAGUCACCUGGAGAGCCCAGAACAACAGCCUGCUGACAAAGGAGAGAACCACUACAGUUAAGGUUAUUAAAGUUGCAGUGACUAAACCCAUCAUCAGACCAGGCAAUCUGGGAUUCACUGUACCAAAAGGGGCUAGGACAAGCCUGACCUGCUCUGCCAAUGGGUCCCCACCCAUCAUCUACCGCUGGUUCAAAGGAGAGCCAGGAGGAAACGCAGUGCAUGUGAGCAAUCACGCCGUACUCAUGUUUGAUUCUCUGCGAACGUCUGACACGGGGAAAUAUUACUGCGAAGCAGAAAACAAAGCAAGUUCACAAGUUAUACAGCAGAGUGAUGCAGUGCAGCUGACUGUGAGGGACCUCACAAAACCAGCAACCACAGUACCCAGCUCUGAGAACAAGGCGAACACCACGGCCAAGCCUGUCUCAGAAAGAGAUCUGAUCACGACAACAUUGGCAACUGGGAGUGACGUGCGAGUUCCAGAAACGCAUGAAGUGACAACGGCCCCGCGGAGGACCAGCCUGCCCCUCUAUCUCCUCAUCCUGAUCGUUGUGCUCUGUGUGGCUGUGGUUUUUGUUGUCGUCGCUGUCGUCUUGUGCAGGAGAAAGACCAAGGAGGAUAAUCCGUAUGAAGUAACAUAUCAAAACACGAGGAAUGACGCGAGAAGACAGACUUGUUCAGGAGUCAAUGGCAAGUGCAUGUAUGAGGAGGGAAAACCCACAGUCAAAAACAACUACACAACACAGCCUGUGAAAGAGAAUGAAUAUGAGACAAUAAGCAUAAAGGAAAACAUUGAAUACAAGAUCCUUGUGAACGCAAUGGAAUCGGAAUAUGAAGUGGGGAAUGUUCAGUAG